Molecule: messenger RNA, 209 nt
Organism: Amoebophrya sp. A25
Lineage: Eukaryota; Dinophyceae; Syndiniales; Amoebophryaceae
Source: the annotation of a GenBank genome assembly
AUGGCGGAAUUCUGGAGCGAUGCCUUGCCACGCAUAGUGGAUAGCGUAGUGGAAGGAUACAGGCUACGCGACAAACAUCAUACGAAAAGCAGCGAUUGUGUGGUGCUCUACUCGUUGUACUGUGGCGUUAAGGGUAUCGAGAGAAGACCUGACCCGAAUCAGGAGGUGCCUGCAGCUGGCGCUAUGAUAGGUGACGAGCAAGACAAGAC